Molecule: messenger RNA, 596 nt
Organism: Paramuricea clavata
Lineage: Eukaryota; Metazoa; Cnidaria; Anthozoa; Malacalcyonacea; Plexauridae
Source: the annotation of a GenBank genome assembly
AGUUAACCAACAACUAAUUGACACGAGUGUUGACACGAGUGUUGAGAUUUUGGACAUAAAGCCGAAAAUGCCUGAUGAUGAUCCAGCAACAGAUCUCCUUGUCGCCCUUGGAAAGCCUGGUGAUGAUCCAGCAACAGAUCGUUUUGACGCCCUUGGCUUAUUUGAAAACCAGAACUCGCCGAAUGAUUUACCUGAAACACUAUCCCCUGAAGUUGUGUGGGGCAGAGAAAAUUUGAUUGGUUUCCUUGAGUCGCCCACGGAGAGCGAAAGCAUUGCUACGAGCCGCCCGGGUGAAGAGACCAUUGGCUUGUCAAUGGAUCCAUUGCGUACCGCGUGUAGUUCUGUCUGUAGUUCAGGAUCACCUCAAUAUCCACCGAUGCAAUAUUCUACACCUAAGAGAGUAUCUGACGACCUUUCAGGAAGUAACACUACUGACACCAUCCUUGAUUUUUCCUCGGCCAAGCUUAUCUCUUUUGAGUGUUAAAUUUUAGAAUAAAUACACUAUAGAUAUAUACCCUGCCACUUUUGAUUAUUCAUGUUAAGGUUAUUAGGGGUUGGAGAUAAAUGUAGGCAGAGUUGGAGAAAUUAUUUUCCCG